This is a messenger RNA of Odocoileus virginianus texanus, 2384 nucleotides long. RefSeq names its product LTV1 ribosome biogenesis factor (gene LTV1). Lineage: Eukaryota; Metazoa; Chordata; Mammalia; Artiodactyla; Cervidae. Gene Ontology annotation, biological process: ribosomal small subunit biogenesis; ribosomal small subunit export from nucleus. The record is from RefSeq and is a predicted model, not a curated record. Gene Ontology annotation, cellular component: preribosome, small subunit precursor; cytosol; nucleus.
UUUCCACGGCCUGCUGAGUGGUUUCCAGCCGGUUCCCGGAGCCGCACGUGUGGAGUGGAGUAAAGACCGGGCGGUGAGCUGAUUCUCAGAGGCGGUCGGGAGGUACCGUGUCACCUUCCGUCCGACUAGGAGAGUGCUGUCGUCCCUGUUUGGCGUGAGCGCCGCGCGGCUGCAAGCAUGCCUCACAGGAAGAAAAAGCCCUUUAUAGAGAAGAAGAAAGCUGUGUCUUUUCACCUGGUCCACCGGAGCCAAAGAGAUCCUUUAGCAGCAGACGAGACUGCACCCCAGAGGGUUCUGUUGCCUACACAGAAGAUAAAAGAGGAGGAGAGGCGAGCGGAGCAGAGGAAGUAUGGAGUGUUCUUUGACGACGACUAUGACUACCUGCAGCACCUGAAGGAACCCUCUGGGCCCUCGGAGCUGAUUCCCACGAGUGCCGUCGGCGCACCUUCCAGGGGAGAUGGGCGAGAAGAGCCUUUAGUAACUUCAACCAGUGGAAUUAAGUUGCCUUCCUCAGUGUUUGCAUCAGAGUUUGAAGAAGAUAUUGGAUUGUUAAAUAAAGCAGCUCCUAUUUCAGGACCUCGGUUAGAUUUUGAUCCUGACAUUGUUGCAGCUCUUGAUGAUGAUUUUGAUUUUGAUAAUCCGGAUAAUUUACUUGAAGAUGAUUUCAUUCUUCAGGCCAAUAAGCCAACAGAAGAGGAAGAGGGAAUGGAGAUACAGAAAUCUGAGGCUGAAGAUGACAGUGAGUGGGAAGAUGUGGAUGAUGAGAAGGAAGGAGGUAGUGAUGACGAUAGAUAUGACCCUGCAGGCUCAUCAGAUGAGGAUAUGUCUACCCCUGGAAAACCUCUUGGGGCUGUAGAAAAUCACUUCUUCUGGGAAGAGGAAACAAAAAGUCGCUUUACUGAGUAUUCCUUGACGUCCUCAGUCAUGAGGAGGAAUGAACAGCUGACCCUACAUGAUGAGAGGUUUGAAAAGUUUUAUGAGCAAUAUGAUGACGAUGAAAUUGGAGCUCUGGAUAAUGCUGAAUUGGAAGGUUCCAUUCAAGUAGACAGCAAUCGCUUAGAGGAAGUUUUGAAUGACUACUAUAAAGAGAAGGCAGAGAAUUGUGUAAAACUGAAUACUCUUGAACCCUUCGAGGAUCAGGACCUGCCAGUGAAUGAGCUGGAUGGGCCUGAGGAGGAAGAGAUUGUUACUGUGGUUCUUGAAGAAGCCAAAGAGAAGUGGGAUUGUGAGUCUAUUUGUAGUACAUACUCAAAUUUAUAUAACCAUCCACAGCUUAUCAAAUAUCAACCAAAGCCCAAACAAAUCCGACUAUCUUCUAAAACAGGAAUACCUCUCAAUGUCUUACCUAAGAAAGGACUCACAGCAAAGCAAGUUGAACGAAUGCAGAUGAUUAAUAACAGUGAUCUCCCUAAGAUAUCAACCCAACCACGUUCUAAAAGUGAAAGCAAAGAAGAUAAAAGAGCACGAAAGCAAGCUAUCAAAGAAGAGCGCAAGGAACGGAGAGUGGAGAAGAAAGCUAACAAAUUAGCCUUCAAACUGGAGAAAAGAAGGCAGGAAAAAGAGCUGCUGAACUUGAAGAAGAAUGUUGAGGGUCUAAAGCUAUGAUAGUGGGACAUUUAAGAUAAGGUGCUUUCCCUAUUAGGGACUUCUCGUUACGUUAAAAAAUGAACGAGGAUCUUCAGAGAGAGAAAACUGUUCAGUCUGCCAUUUUUAUUGGCAGGUAUUUUAAAAAAAAACAGUACAGUAUUUGUAUUUAUAUCAUCAAGUUUUCUCUGCCAGCUGUCUUGUAAAUAUUGUAAUAUUUUAGAAUUUAAUACUAUGGGAUUAAAUUUGCUUAAAUAAAAUGACAAUGGACAUGAAAUGUUUGGAUAAAUUAAAGGAAAAAUGCCUUCAUAACUUAAAUGGAAUUGAUUUGUUCUUCAUUUAUUUGUACAGUUGUCCCAGUUGCCUUUUGCAGAUGUUCUCAAAUAUUUCUUUGAAAGCUUUCCACUCCUUUUCAGGACUUAAGUGGUUUGAUUUCCUGUAUGUUGAAAAGUAACCCAGUUAAAAACUCAAAUUUGAAACAAGAAUGGCAAGAAGAGCUUCCCUGAGAAGUUUCCACUGGUUGGAAGCUAAAUUUCCCAUUGCUGUAUGCAAAGGGUUAUUUCAAAAGGGUGGUAAAACAAUAUCAAGGUCAUUGGGACUCAAUUACUGGCUGAUUUGUUUUUGGAAUUUAGGAACAGUGAAGACAGGAAACAGAAGAAAUAAUCAAGAAAACUUCCUUGGCUUCAGUGAGUACCUGGCUCAAAAUCAGAAAUAUUAAGUUCAAACUAGAAAGCUUGUCUUUUCAGUAUUAUUUAAUGCUUGGAACCGUUCAUACUGAUUAAAAUACAUAGUUGAAAAAA